AUGGUAUCUGAAAUAAUUUCAUAUCGAGCAAAAUUAAAACGUAAUAAACAACGUUCAUAUUCGAUUGAUGAUUUAUUAGCCGAGAUGUCAAAUGGUGAUCCUAAUGGAAGUGGACGUCAACGUAUGCGCAAUUCAAAUUGGUCUAGCUUAGGAAGUCUUAAUAGUUUUGGAGAAUCAACAACAACACCACCAUCAUCCCAAGAACAUACAGGCAGUAGUGGAAGUAAUACCAAUGCUAGUGGACAACAACGUGAAACAUUACAUAGUCGUUUUGAUUUUAAACAGACAUUAGGUAAAGGUACAUAUGGAAAAGUAAAAUUAGCAUUAGAUAAACGUAAGAAUGAACAAGUUGCAAUAAAAACAAUAAAAAAAUCACGUAUUGAAAAUCCACAUGAUUUGGCAAGAAUUCGACGUGAAAUUGAUUUUAUGACAAGUCUUAAUCAUCCAUAUAUUAUUAAAGUAAAAGAAGUUUAUGAAAGUCGUGAAAAAAUUAUUCUUGUUAUGGAAUAUGCAAGUGGUGGAGAAUUAUAUGAUUAUCUUAAUCGUAUGAAACGUAUACCAGAAUCUCAAGCACGAGCUAUUUUUCGACAAAUAGUUUCAGCUGUUCAUUUUCUUCAUAAAAAUCAAAUUGUUCAUAGAGAUCUUAAAUUAGAAAAUAUUUUAAUUGAUCAUAAUGGUGAUAUCAAAUUGGCUGAUUUUGGUUUAAGUAAUAGUUGGUCAUCUCGUCGACUAUUACAUACCUUCUGUGGAUCACCAUUAUACGCAUCACCAGAAAUCGUUUCCGGUAUUCCAUAUUACGGUCCUGAAGUUGAUUGUUGGUCAUUGGGUGUAUUACUCUAUACCCUUGUUUUCGGUUCAAUGCCUUUUCAAGGUGGUGAUUAUAAUCGACUUGUACGGAAUAUAACUUCAGGCGAUUUUAUACAACCACGUGAACAAUCAGGCGCACUCGGUCUUAUACGUAAAUGUUUAACGGUAUCACCAUCAAAACGUUUUACUAUUGAUGAUAUUGCGACACAUUGGUGGGUUAAUCUUGGUUAUAAAUAUCCACCUGUUCAUUAUUAUCUUACACCGUCAAUGAAACAAAAUGGGAUGUUUAUGCCAUCAGAUAUACCAGCAAUAGCAUAUGAUGGAUCAGCAAUAAAAACUACUCGAUCUACUUCAAAAACUGUUAAACCAUCAGCACCUGUUUAUUUUCAAUCAUUACCGGUUCAAAAUGGUCAUAAAACAGAUAUUCAAAUGAAGUCGACACCCAUAACCAAUGGAUAUAAUUUAAUCACACGAACAAAUCGAUUAAAUACUCAAAUUGAUCAAAUUUCAAAAACAAGCCGACGGACAUCUAAAGAACGACAUAAUGGGGAUAUAUCAUCUAAACAUCCUCCACGUGCACUUUCACUUAUACAACAUUGCUUGAAACCCGAUGCUAAUAAUCGUGCUACAACAAAAGAUAUUCUUCGUCAUAAAUGGUUAGCACAUGGACCUAUUCUUUCUAUACCAUACAAUUCAACAACAUCAUCAUCUCUUUCACUUAUUGAUCAAAAAACAUUAAAUAAUUAUGAUACAAAUCAUUUACGAUCACCAGCACAACCAUUAUCACUAUUGUCAUCACCACCACCACCACCAUCAUCAUCAACAAUAAUUGAUAAUUCCAUAUCAACAGCAAAUUCACUUGUUGAACUUGAACUUCAUACAAGUUCAUUUUUUGAUACAACUCGAUUACGUGACAAUACAUCAAUAAAUAAAGAACAACAACGACGUAAUCGUGCGUCAGCAAUACCAAUAUCUACACGGUAUCUUUCAUCAAACAAUACUAAAACAGAUUCAUCUUUAUUAUUAUCUCGUCCAACAUAUCGACGACCAGUAAGUUUAUCUCUUGAUGAUCAACAUUCAACAAAUGAAAGAUUACAAAGAUCAUCUGUUAAUAAUCGAAACUCUCAACAAACAGUUUCAUCAUCAUCAACAACAACAACAUAUGAUAAUACUGAUCGAUAUCAUUCAUUACCAACAACACAACCAUUAUCAUUACCUUUAUCAUCUGAAUCAACAAAAACAAAAACAACAACAACAACAACAAUAAUACCAUCAACAUUUCUUAUUUCAAAUGAUUUUGAUUUAACAUUAAAUGAUGCUAAAUGUCAAAAAAUUUAUAAAUAUACAUCACCAACAAAAACUGAACUUAAUGUUACACCAUAUUUUCCAAAUUCAACAACAACUGUUGCACCAUCCGUAUUUACAACAUCAGCUGUUAAAUUUGCUCCUGUACCUACACGACGUAUAAGUCCAUUGAAAGAUGAAGAAAAUAAUUCAUCUACAACUACAGCACGACUAUUACAUAAUAAUACUUUUAAUCCGUCUUAUAAUCAUAAUGAUAGUAUUAAUAUUGCUUCUACUAUUACGGCUAAUAAUAAUAAUAAUACUAAUAGUGAACAACUAGUAACUACACUUGAAUUACCAGCACCAUAUAACACACAUAAAAAUCGUUUAUUAGAUGAUAAUAAUAAUUUAGUUUCAUUAAAAGUAUAUGAUUAG
Molecule: messenger RNA, 2526 nt
Organism: Rotaria sp. Silwood1
Lineage: Eukaryota; Metazoa; Rotifera; Eurotatoria; Philodinida; Philodinidae
Source: the annotation of a GenBank genome assembly